AUGACAAAUAAAAAGAAGGCAAAUUAUAUUUCAUGUAUUGUUGCAAUCCUUCAUGCAUUUGUUUCAACAUAUAUUGCAUUUAUUGGAAUCUUCUAUUUUUGUGACAGAGAAGGUGCUAAUCUAUUUAAUGACUAGGAAUGCAUACGAAAUCCUAAAAAUUAUCAUUAAUUCGCAGCAAUGAUAACGAUUUCCUACCUUGUUUUUGAUUUUUCCUUGUAACUAUUUUUGAUUAGAGACUACUCUACUUUAUCAAUAUAAACAUACAUUCAUCAUAUUUUUGGAACUCUCGGUUUCUAUCUUGCAUUGAUAGAAAAUACAGUCUCUCUUACUGCUGCUAUUUUUAACUAAGCAACUGAAAUAUCAACUGGCUUCUUAAAUCUUAGACAAUUAUUCUUUUUCCAUAAAAUGAAAGAAACAGUGUACUUUAGAAUUAAUUCAUAUAUAUUUGCUGCAACAUUUAUAUUAGGCAGAAUGCCAAUUUAACUUAUCUGCACAUAUAAUGUUUUCCCUUGGAUAGUUGAAAAAAUUUAAAGCAUGGGUAAGACAGACGUAUAUUACAACUCAAUGAUUCUAUUUAUGGUAUUUUCAUAGAUUGUGGGGUUAAUUCUUAAUUUCUAUUGGUCAAACUUGAUUUUAGCUGGGCUUGUUAGAACAAUAAAAGGUGAUAAUAAAACAAAGACUCUUGAUGAAACUGAUAAGGAAGAUUGA
Messenger RNA from Stylonychia lemnae, 708 nucleotides. The record is from the annotation of a GenBank genome assembly. Lineage: Eukaryota; Ciliophora; Spirotrichea; Sporadotrichida; Oxytrichidae.